AUGAGAUCAAACUCUUGGUUUCCACGUCUUGGGUUGCUUUACGUGGCUUUGGUGGUAUUGAUACCAUUUUUAGCUUCGUCUAGACACAGCUCAUCAUUUGCACUUGCUGCUUCUUCUGAUGAAGACGCACACGAAAAUUAUGGAACUGUUAUUGGAAUUGAUUUGGGUACCACUUACUCGUGUGUUGGUGUGAUGAAGAAUGGUAAAGUCGAAAUAUUAGCCAACGACCAAGGUAACAGAAUAACCCCAUCUUAUGUCGCAUUUAACGGUGACGAGAGAUUAGUUGGUGACGCUGCCAAAAAUCAAGCUGCUUCUAAUGUCAACAAUACCGUCUUUGACAUCAAGAGAUUGAUUGGUUUGAAAUACAACGAUGACACUGUUCAGAAGGAAUUGAAACAUUUGCCAUACAAGAUUGAAAAUAAGGGAAACAGACCUGUUGUUUCUGUUGACUACAAUGGCGAACACAAGGUUUUCACCCCAGAAGAAAUUUCAGGUAUGAUUUUGGGCAAAAUGAAGUCUAUUGCUGAGGAGUAUCUCGGAAAGAAAGUUACACACGCAGUCGUCACUGUACCAGCUUACUUUAAUGAUGCUCAAAGACAAGCUACCAAAGAUGCUGGUACUAUUGCUGGUUUGAACGUUUUGAGAAUUGUUAACGAACCAACCGCCGCCGCCAUUGCCUAUGGAUUAGACAAGACUAACGAAGAGAAACAAAUUAUUGUUUACGACUUGGGUGGAGGUACUUUUGAUGUCUCGUUGUUGUCUAUUGAAGGUGGUGUUUUUGAAGUUUUGGCUACUGCUGGUGACACUCAUUUGGGUGGUGAAGAUUUCGACCACAAGAUUGUUAGAUACUUGGCAAAGCAAUUCAAAAAGAAGCACAACAUUGACGUCUCUUCAAACCCUAAAGCCAUCUCCAAAUUGAAGAGAGAAGCAGAAAAGGCAAAGAGAACCUUGUCCUCACAAAUGUCAACCCGAGUUGAGAUUGACUCAUUUGUUGAUGGUAUCGACUUUUCAGAAACUCUUUCAAGAGCUAAAUUUGAAGAAUUGAACAUGGCCUCAUUUAGAAAAACUUUGAAACCUGUUGAACAAGUGUUGAAAGAUGGUAAUGUCAAGAAGUCUGAAAUUGAUGAUAUUGUCUUGGUUGGUGGUUCUACCAGAAUUCCAAAAGUUCAAGAAUUAUUGGAACAAUUCUUUGACGGCAAAAAGGCUUCAAAAGGUAUCAACCCAGAUGAAGCUGUCGCCUAUGGAGCCGCUGUUCAAGCUGGUGUCUUGAGUGGUGAAGAGGGUGUUGAUGACAUUGUUUUGUUGGACGUUAACCCAUUGACCUUGGGUAUUGAAACUUCAGGUGGUGUUAUGACCACUUUGAUUAGGAGAAACACUGCCAUCCCAACCAAGAAAUCACAAAUCUUUUCAACUGCUGCUGAUAACCAGCCAACAGUCUUGAUUCAAGUUUACGAAGGUGAGAGAACCAUGGCCAAGGAUAACAACAGAUUGGGCAAAUUCGAAUUGACUGGUAUCCCACCAGCACCAAGAGGUGUUCCUCAAAUCGAAGUCACCUUUUCUUUGGAUGCCAAUGGUAUCUUGAAGGUUGAAGCUGCUGACAAGGGAACUGGUAAAUCCGAGAGUAUCACCAUUACCAACGAAAAGGGAAGAUUAUCAAAGGAGGACAUCGAUAGAAUGGUAGAAGAGGCUGAAAAGUAUGCUCAACAAGAUCAAGAAUUGAAGGAAAAGAUUGAGGCUAGAAACUCUUUGGAAAACUAUGCCCAUCUUUUGAAAGGACAAUUGAGUGACAAGUCUGAAACCGGAUUGGGAUCCAAAUUAGAAGAUGACGACAGGGAAACUUUGGAUGAUGCCAUUAAGGAAACUUUGGAAUUUAUUGAAGACAACUUUGAUACUGCAACCGCAGAAGAGUUUGAAGAACAGAAGCAGAAAUUGAUUGACGUUGCUAACCCAAUAACUGCCAAAUUAUAUGGCGGUGCUGGUGGUGCAGCUCCAGGAGGAGAAGGAGAUGCCAAGUUUGGAGACGAUGACUCCGAUGAUGACAUAGAUCACGAUGAAUUGUAG
Molecule: messenger RNA, 2061 nt
Organism: Lodderomyces theae
Lineage: Eukaryota; Fungi; Ascomycota; Pichiomycetes; Serinales; Debaryomycetaceae
Gene: KAR2
Product: Hsp70 family ATPase
Exons: 1
Coding region: 1-2061 (686 amino acids)
Biological process (GO): cellular response to unfolded protein; protein refolding; endoplasmic reticulum unfolded protein response
Cellular component (GO): endoplasmic reticulum lumen; membrane; endoplasmic reticulum chaperone complex
Molecular function (GO): ATP hydrolysis activity; ATP-dependent protein folding chaperone; misfolded protein binding
Source: RefSeq, a predicted model, not a curated record